UUAUGAAUGAAAUGUAUUGUGCGGUAUCAUUUACCUUUCGAUUUUCACGUGUUAGCGCGCGAACUUGACAGGUGACAUGAAAAAAAGGAUAAGUUGAUAUUGUGAAAAUAUACGUUCCUCUUGUGCCUUAUAAAACUUGUAUCAUUCGUUUCUUCUUAUUGCUCGUGUCAGAAAAGGAUCAAUUUUUGUGCAUAUCAUUAUUCGUGCUCUAUAAAAUAUUAUGUCGAAAUAUAAGAGACGCAUUGUCUCUGUGAUUGUAAGAAAGACUAGCGAUCAAUACUAUAGCUUGAUUAAUUAAUCAUUCGAAAAUUUAUGAUAUGGUGCAUUUUGGACAUGCAAAUUCAUUGAGGCAGGCUAAAGCAUUAGGCAAUUAUUUGGUUGUUGGUGUUCAUACGGAUGCAGAAAUUACAAAGCAUAAGGGUCCUCCAGUUUUUACAGAACAAGAAAGAUAUAAAAUGGUUCGCGGUAUAAAAUGGGUAGAUGAAGUAGUUGAAGGUGCUCCUUAUGUUACUACAUUGGAAACAUUAGAUAAAUACAAUUGUGAUUUCUGUGUACAUGGUGAUGACAUAACAAUGACUGCGGAUGGAAUAGAUACUUAUCACUUAGUCAAAGCAGCUGGUCGUUACAGGGAGGUUCAAAGAACAGCAGGAGUUUCGACUACAGAUCUUGUAGGACGUAUGCUUUUAAUGACACGUCAACAUUUCAAACAAGGAGAUAGUGAAUAUACCGUUGAUAGAGAACCUAGCAAAAGUAUGGGUCAAGAUCGCACAGCACGAAGCCCAUGGACCGGUUGUUCUCAGUUUCUUCCCACUACUCAAAAAAUUAUACAAUUCAGUGAUGGCAAAAGUCCUCAGCCAGAUGAUAAAAUUGUUUAUGUUGCUGGAGCAUUUGAUUUAUUUCAUGUUGGACACUUAGACUUCUUAGAAGUUGCAAAGAAAGAGGGUGACUAUCUUAUUGUUGGCCUCCAUACAGAUCCAGCUGUUAACCGUUACAAAUGUGGUAAUCAUCCAAUCAUGAAUCUUCAUGAACGUGUUCUUAGUGUACUAGCAUGUAAGUAUGUGAAUGAAGUUGUAAUUGGUGCUCCAUAUGAGGUUACUAAAAAUCUUAUGGAACACUUUAAUGUUUCUAUCGUGUGUCAUGGACAGACACCAAUAAUGCCAUGUGAAGAUGGCUCAGAUCCAUAUGUAGAACCAAAAAGACAAAACAAAUUUAAGUUACUGGAUAGUGGCAAUGAUAUGACAACAGAAAAAAUUGUUGAAAGAAUAAUUCUACAUAGGUUGGAAUUUGAGGAUAGAAACUUAAAGAAGGAAAAGAAAGAGCUUGCGGCUUAUGAAGCCUUUGUGAAAUCUAAAACAAAUGGAAAGACUGCAUAAUCAAUUUUUGCAUAAUUACUAUGUGUGAUAAUCAAUUUUAUAGAAUUAAUUUGUAAAUACAUAAACUCUCGGAUUAUAUUAAUUUAUUCAAUUUAGAAAAGAAAGAUAGAAGUGUAAUUUCUUAAUUGAUUGAAAGACUUUGAUAUAUUGUGAAGAAAUUAAAUUUUCUUUGGAACAUAUCGAAAAUUCGGCAAAAUUGAGUGACGAUAUGUUAUUAAUUUUCUGUUUAAGUUAAAAAAUAUCUAUUCAUUAUACAUAAUUUAAAGAAAAAUAUAUAUAAUAUUUAAUAUCAUAUACAGUUGCUAUAUGUAAGCAUGAUAUCUUACAAGUAAAUUAAAUGUUUUAUUAAUUAAUAUAAAUUAUGAUUUUACUGAGAUGUGUAUUUUACUAUUGAUUGCAUAGUAACUUUAUUAAAAAUAUGUAGUAUAGUAUAUGCAAAUUUACUUGAGUCUACUAAAUUACCAAAUUAUAUUUUAUGAGUGCAUAUUUGCUGGAAAACAAAAGUAUGCAGUUAAAUGAGAUUGUCUCAAACUUUUUUUGUAUUCAAUAAAAGUUUAAUAUUAUAUUUAAAAAAUGAACUUAUGAACAUUAUGAAUAUAUAUAUAUUCAUAAUGUCAUUUGUUUAAAUUAUAUUUGUAGUCCAGUUGUUUUACUUUCGCGUGAAAUAACUAUUCUAAUUUGAAAUUUUUAUUUUUAUUUUUCUUGUAGUUUAAUUUAAAAAAAUUAAUUUAAAUAAAACCAUUAGAUUGUAAUGUUAUCAAGUUAAGCUUUAUGGGCCUAUACAAAGAUAUAAUAAUGAUAUUGAGCCAAAGGUUGUAAAAUAAGUGUGUGGCAAUUGUUGAUAUUACGAAUCAUAAUGAAGCAAAGUUAUAUAGGAUUGCUAAAUGUGUCUUUAUACAUCGAUAAACCAAAUAGUAAAAAUAGCAUGUUUAGGGCGAGUGCAAUACGCUUAUAAUUUUUCUGAGAUACGUAUACAUAUAAUAGCAUAUGCACAUUCUCAAUUUACAUUUUUAUGUAAUUUUAUUUAAUAUUUAUAUGUAUAUUUAUAUUUUUCAUUAUAUAUAUAUA
This is a messenger RNA of Vespula pensylvanica (western yellowjacket), 2441 nucleotides long. It is a transcript of the gene Pect, whose product is annotated as ethanolamine-phosphate cytidylyltransferase. NCBI's taxonomy places the organism in Eukaryota, Metazoa, Arthropoda, Insecta, Hymenoptera, Vespidae. Gene Ontology annotation, molecular function: ethanolamine-phosphate cytidylyltransferase activity. Bases 318 to 1373 code for a protein of 351 amino acids. Gene Ontology annotation, cellular component: cytoplasm. Gene Ontology annotation, biological process: phosphatidylethanolamine biosynthetic process. The record is from RefSeq and is a predicted model, not a curated record. The transcript is spliced from 6 exons.